This is a messenger RNA of Notothenia coriiceps (black rockcod), 1255 nucleotides long. It is a transcript of the gene pkig, whose product is annotated as protein kinase (cAMP-dependent, catalytic) inhibitor gamma. Lineage: Eukaryota; Metazoa; Chordata; Actinopteri; Perciformes; Nototheniidae. Gene Ontology annotation, molecular function: cAMP-dependent protein kinase inhibitor activity. The record is from RefSeq and is a predicted model, not a curated record. The coding region runs from base 406 to 642 and encodes 78 amino acids. Gene Ontology annotation, biological process: negative regulation of protein kinase activity. The transcript is spliced from 3 exons.
GGGCCCACGGGGGAUGUUCAGACUAAAGCUGCAGGAGAAGAACAGCUGUGACAAUUUGUUUAUAUUUAUUAGAGGACAACUUCAUACUACAUCAAACUACUCCUUUUCUUUUUUCUGGGGCAGUGUUAUUUUUUGUCCUGUUCUCUCUGAGGAGUUUCCAGCUGUAUAGGGUUGUAGUGGUUGGCAGGAUCCGUGACCCAGUUAAAUAUGGACUGAGAACAGGAAACAGAAGAGGAAUGAAUGGCGGAUUCGGAGCUCUACUGACUUUUUAGCUGGGGCACUUUUCUGGCCACACCUCUGCUGGUGCUUUGAAUGGCUUCAAGCUCUUUCUCUCCAUAUUGAUCAGUGCUCUCUCUCUUUUCUAAACCCUUUGCUGUGUGUAAUGAGAGCGCUGGUCAUGGACAGAUGAUGGACGUGGAGACGUCGUACUCAGACUUCAUCAACUGUGAUCGCACAGGCCGCAGGAACGCAGUGCCCGACAUUGAAGGGAAGGGAAAAGGAGCGGCCAGCACUAGUGAACUCACCAAAGACCUGGCAGGGAUGGACCUCAAGGCUGCAGGAGGCGACCCGGGGGCCUCCCCAGCCCCUGAGGCCGAGGGCUCCACCAGCCAAGACGCCCAGGGAGGGGGAGGCCCGUCCUAAACUCAGCCAGAGACCAAAAGGGCGGCAAAGCCAAGGAAUUGAAAAGUAAAGAAGGAAGCGAGAGAAAAGAAAAGAAAGAGUGUAUAUUGGUUGUCCUAUGUGGACACGAGGACACCUUCGCUCACUGCCAGCCUGUUUGGAGCUCCAGCGGCCCCAAAUGUUCGCCUUUCAUUGGAUCCGAUUGUAACACGCGGAGCAGAGCAGAAAAACAGCUGACUAUUGAGAUGCUGCUCUUUUGCUUCAUUCUCUGCUGGUCAUUUAUAUUCCCGGGGGAGGAGACGAGAAAGCACAUAAACUUUGGAUUUAUCUCUGUGGAGUUGCUGAACAGAAUCCAUUUAUAAAAAAAAAAUUAAAAAAACGUUGUUCCAGCCCGGUAUGGAACUGAGUCAUGGAUAAUCAUAAUCAUCUGUUUGUCAUUUUCUUUCUAUGUAUGCGUGUGUGUUUGUGACCCUCUUGUUCAAUUACACCGCAAGUCCCUUUCUUUUUCUGAGUAACGAAACAUAGUCGCCAUUAUACUGUCAUGUACAGACUUCAUAUUUAUUGCUUAAUGUUCAGUGAUAACUUUGUGAUAGCAAUUUUCUUUGUGUAAUAAAAUACUUAUGAAUUACUGUAA